Molecule: messenger RNA, 750 nt
Organism: Aspergillus saccharolyticus JOP 1030-1
Lineage: Eukaryota; Fungi; Ascomycota; Eurotiomycetes; Eurotiales; Aspergillaceae
Product: putative exosome complex subunit Rrp46
Exons: 2
Coding region: 1-750 (249 amino acids)
Biological process (GO): nuclear mRNA surveillance; U4 snRNA 3'-end processing; rRNA catabolic process
Cellular component (GO): cytoplasmic exosome (RNase complex); nucleolus; nuclear exosome (RNase complex)
Source: RefSeq, a predicted model, not a curated record
AUGGUCGCACCAUCGGCCACCCUUUCCACCCUCAAUCGCGCUGAUGGGUCGGCCUCCUACCAGUGUCCUUCAACCGGUUCCAACAUCCUGGGAUCAGUCAACGCCCCCGUCGAGCUCCCUGGUCGCCGUGACGCCCUCAGACCCGAAGAUGCCACCAUCGAAGUUUUCGUGAAGCCGGGCACUGCCCCCGCGGGGGUGGGCGAACGCUACGUCGAGGGCAUUCUGAAAACCCUGCUGGGACGAGUCAUUCUGGGCCGCGAGAAGGGCUAUCCUCGUCGCGGAGUGGUCAUCACGCUGGCUAUCAUUGGUGGUGAGAAUGUCAGCAGAGGGGAUCCGUAUCUGAUCCUGCUCCCCGCGCUUCUCCAUACCGCACUGCUGGCGCUCUUAUCCGCCUCCGUGCCUUUGUCCAUGACUUUCUCUGCUACCGUGCUGGCCGUCGACGCGGCGGGGCAGAUCCUCCGGGAGCCUUCCGCGGAGGAUGCAGCCACCGCGCAGUCCCUCCACGUCCUCGCAUUCUCCUCCAAGGGCCACCUGCUACUGAACGAGAGCCAAGGAGCGUUUGACUUGGACACGUGGGAGAAGGUGCGCCAGCGCGCCUCGGCCAUCUGCCAUGGAACGCAGCUGGUCAGCGCCGACGGCGAUGUCGCGAUGGCGGAGGAUGUCGAUGGCCGGCCUCUGGAGGGAUCCCUGCGGGAGAUGGUCGAGGAUCAGGUGUAUCGUGACUACAACUGGCAGAUCAAUGCUGCUUGA